AUGGGCUCUCUAGCAACUGAAAUCCCACACCCCUUCGAUCCUCUGUCACUCGAAGAGAUCGAACGAGUCAUCACAUCCGUCAAAAAAGCCCACGGAGAUGUCUUCUUCAAUGUUGUCUCACUGCACGAGCCGCGCAAGGCGGAGAUGAGUGCAUGGCUUGCGGACCCGGAGAAAUCAGCCCGUCCGGCUAGAGUCGCGGAUGUUGUGGUCAUUGCCCCUGGCGGGAAAGUCUUCGACGGCCUGGUGGACGUCGAGACCGCGAGCAUCAAGCUCUGGGAGCAGCUGGACGGCCUGCAGCCUAUUAUCACCAUGGAAGAGCUUCAGGCAGUCGAGUAUGUCUGCCGGAAAGAUCCUGGUGUCAUCGAACAGUGUAAGAUCAGCGGGAUCCCCGAGGAGGACAUGCACAAGGUCUACUGCGAUCCGUGGACGAUUGGCUUCGACGAGCGUCACGGCUCAAAGGUCCGCUUGCAGCAGGCACUCAUGUACUACCGGCCCAAUGUCGAUGACUGCCAAUACCAAUAUCCGCUGGACUUCUGCCCUAUCUACGAUUCUGACAAGCAGGCCAUCAUCUCUAUUGAUAUCCCAAAGGUGCGACGGCCGCUCAGCACGGCCGCAGCCAUCAACUACACACCUUCACACGUCAAUGAAAAGGAGGGCGGCUACAGAAAUGACCUGAAGCCCAUCAACAUCACACAGCCCGAGGGUGUGUCAUUCAACAUGACUGGAAGGGAGAUCGAGUGGCAGAGCUGGAAGAUGCACAUUGGCUUCAACUACCGAGAAGGCAUUGUCCUGAACAACAUCACAUACGACGACAAGGGAACAGUCCGUCCCGUCUUCUACAGAUUAUCACUGGCGGAGAUGGUGGUGCCCUACGGAAACCCCGAGCGCCCACACCAGAGGAAGCAUGCCUUCGACCUGGGCGAGUACGGAGGCGGAUACAUGACCAACAGUCUCGCGCUUGGCUGCGAUUGCAAGGGCAGCAUCCACUACCUUGACGCGCACUUCCCCACCCGCGCAGGCGGCGUCCGGACCAUCAAGAACGCUAUUUGCAUCCACGAGGAGGACGACGGGAUUCUGUUCAAGCACUCGGACUUCAGAGAUGAUUCUGUCAUCGUGACUCGGGCCCGCAAGCUCAUCAUCCAGCAGAUCUUCACCGCCGCGAACUACGAAUACGCGAUCCAAUGGGUCUUCCACCAGGACGGCACCAUCCAGCCCGAGAUCAAGCUUACUGGCAUCCUCAACACAUACGCCCUGAACGCCGGCGAGGACCCCUCACCGUGGGGUACGCAGGUUUACCCCGGCGUCAACGCCCACAACCACCAGCACCUCUUCUGCCUGCGCAUCGACCCCAACGUCGACGGGCCCAACAACACCGUCUUCAUGACCGACACGGUGCCCUCGGACGCCGCCGUCGGCAGCCCCGAGAACUACUACGGCAACGCCUUCUACGCCAAGAGGACCAAGCUCGCCACCGAGGGCCAGGCGCGGACGGACUACAACGGCGCCACCUCGCGGACGUGGGACAUCUGCAACGAGAGCAGGCUGCACCCGUACAGCAAGAAGCCCGCGUCGUACAAGCUCGUCAGCAGGGAGGUGCCGGGCCUGCUGCCCAAGGAGGGCUCGCUGGUGUGGAAGAGGGCCGGGUUUGCGAGGCACGCUGUGCAUGUGACAAAGUACUCGGACGACCAGCUCUGGCCCGCUGGCCGCCACGUCCCUCAGACAUCCGGGGAGCCGUCGCGCGGCCUGCCGGAGUGGAUCGGCGACGGCAGCGAGUCCAUCGAGGACACGGACGUCGUCCUCUGGCACACAUUCGGCGUGACGCACAUCCCGGCCCCGGAGGACUUCCCCGUCAUGCCGGCCGAGCCGAUGACGCUCCUGCUGCGCCCGCGGAACUUCUUCACUAACAACCCCGUCAUGAAUGUCCCGCCGAGCUACGUCUCCAUCCCGAGCCAGGUGGCAGCCAAGAAGGAGGCUGUGGUUGAUGCCGCGGAUAAGGUGAGCAAGAUGGCAUUUACCGAGAGCUGCUGUGCUGGGUCGAAUGGUGCGAAUGGGUCGAACGGGUCGAACGGUGCUCAUUAA
Messenger RNA from Diaporthe citri, 2079 nucleotides. RefSeq lists its product as uncharacterized. The record is from RefSeq and is a predicted model, not a curated record. Gene Ontology annotation, molecular function: copper ion binding; primary methylamine oxidase activity; quinone binding. Lineage: Eukaryota; Fungi; Ascomycota; Sordariomycetes; Diaporthales; Diaporthaceae. Gene Ontology annotation, biological process: amine metabolic process. The coding region runs from base 1 to 2079 and encodes 692 amino acids. The transcript has 3 exons.